AUCUCGAUUCAUUCACAGUAACACUUAAAUUUGUUUAUUCCAUUUAAAAACGCAUCAUUGAGCGUAAUUUUAUUAAAACUUGUGUACUUAAAUUGAACAAUUAUCAUUUGACGAAAGCGAGAAGAAAAGUUGCAGUUUAGCACAUGAAUAAAAAUAGCCUCCUGAUUGAAAAAAAUAAUACAGAACCAGUGUGGAAUAAAAUAAUGCGUAACCAGUGUAGAAUAAAAUACUGUACAAAUAAUCGUUUAAAAGGAUUUCACUUGUUUAGAUUUCCUCUUCAUCGAAAAGACCACCUAAAAAAGUGGAUUGAAGCUAUUGGGGAACCAAAUUUUAAACCUACUAAAUCUGAUGUAAUUUGUAACGCACAUUUUACAACUAAUGAUUACAUACUCAGGCCAGGCACACAUGAUGUUCGUUUAAAAUAUCUUGCUGUACCCUCCAUAUUUCCAGAGCCUCCAGAGAUUACUCCUACAAUUUCAAAUAUAUUUGCUUCAAAUCCAUCUGCUCUUGAAAGGAUUAUGAGUUUGCCUAUAUUGGUCAUACCCUCUGAAGCUAAGAAAUCUAGAAAUCCAAAAAAAAAUAAGACAAAUUCAGAAAAAACAGCCAAUAUAAAUACUGUUGACGAUGCAGUUAAGAUAACAUUGAUAAAUGAACAGAAAAUAACGAAUAAAUCUAAAAAUCAGAAAAUGACUUUAAAAAGGAAGCAAGUUCAAACAAUCAUUCGUACACUAAAGCAAGAUUUGAAAAAGAAUAAAAAAACAAUACAGUUGCAGCAGAAUUUACUGACUGCAUUGGAAGUUUGGAAUGAAAACAGCGGCGAUAAUUUUUCCGAAGAAGAUGAACAAAUGGAAUUAUCACCAAUUCAAAGUGUUCAACUUCGUGUUAAGACUUAUGUGGAGACAGUGAAAGAAUAUUCAGAUGUUGAGUUUAAAAGACAUUUUCGGAUAUCACGUGUAGUGUUUACAUAUUUAUUAAAUUUAAUAAAACCUAAUUUAGAAAAGCCCGCUGGAUGUGGACGCUGUCCAAUUUCUCCAUAUUUACAAUUAUUAGUGACGCUAUGGACUAUGGCAACACCUGAUUCAUAUCGAUCUGUUUGUGAUCGAUUUAAUAUUGGACGAGCAACUGCUUGGCGUGCUCAUAGAAAAGUCUGUGCAGCAAUAUAUUCUUUAGCAAAUAAAUUUAUUAAAUGGCCUAAUGUAGAGGAAGCACAACGUACAUGGAUGGAUAUACAGUACAAACAUAAAUUUCCAAAAGUACUUGGUGCCAUAGAUAGUACACACAUACGUAUACAGAAACCAAAGGCUCAUGCAGAAAAUUACAUAAAUCGAGACGGUUAUUAUUCAAUACAUUUACAAGCCGUAUGUGAUUCCACCUUAAAAUUUAUCCAUUGUUACGCAGAACUACCGGGAUCUAUGAAUGAUAUGUGUGUAUUCUGGGUAAGUGAUAUUCCAUCUAUGUGCACAGAAGAAUAUUUUCCACAUGAUAGUCAUCUGUUAGGUGAUACUGGGUAUACUCUACAAAAGCAUGUAAUGGUCCCUUAUAUGAGCAAUGACAAUGAUUUGUCAGAAGCGCAAAUUAAUUUUAAUCAAGCCUUACGUUCGGCUCAUGUAAUGAUUGAAGAAGCCAUCGGUUGUCUGAAAGGACGUUUUCGUAGUCUUGUAGAUAAAUUGUAUAUGAAACGGACAGAUCUAAUACCUGAAUAUAUUAUUGCGUGUUGUGUGUUGCACAAUAUUUGUAUUUUACAUGAAGAUUUUUUAGAUGAUAUUGAUGCAAAAGAUAAUAAUUCUAUGUCGAAAUCUGACGUUGUAACUAUUACUCCAGGUAAAGAAGAAGGUAUUGAGAAAAGAAAUGCUAUAACAAAAAUAUUGAACGGGAGCGUUUCGUUUAACCAAAUUGCGAUUGAACACAACUAUUCACGGCAACCAGUGUCUUCUGUAUUGUAA
Molecule: messenger RNA, 1943 nt
Organism: Cyphomyrmex costatus
Lineage: Eukaryota; Metazoa; Arthropoda; Insecta; Hymenoptera; Formicidae
Exons: 7
Coding region: 144-1943 (599 amino acids)
Source: RefSeq, a predicted model, not a curated record